UCAUAUUUAAUUAUUGUGUCAAAAUCAUUUAAGAUUGAUUGACAUGAAUUCUAAAUGCUUAAUUAUUUAAAUCAAGAUGGUAAAUAAAUUUAAAAAGAAAAAAUCUAAUCUAGUAUUCGACGCAGAAGAACGAAAAGAAUACUUAACAGGAUUUCAUAAACGCAAAUUGUUACGGAAGCAGAUAGCUGUUGAAAAUUUUGAAACACUAAUAAAAGAUGAAAGGAAUAAAAUUAAGAAAUUAAAAAAAGAAAAUAUUCAAAAAUAUAUAAAAACAACAACAGAGUCAGCAGUUAAUAAAAUAAAUCAAGUAUAUGAGGAAAGUUACUUAUCAACUAAUGAUUAUCCUGAGCAACAUGUUACAAUUACCAGCUUAACAAAUUAUGAUUUAACAAAUCAAAAUACAUUAUUAGGAGUUAAUGACAUGUCAAUACAAACUUGUGAUUUAGAAAAGAAAGAGAAAGGCCUAGAUAAAUCAAAUCAGCAAGAAAUAGAAGUGCGUAAAAAUAUUGAAAAGUUAUCUAUAAUUUUGCAAAAAAUUAAAAAUCCUUCUAAAAAGAAACAUCGGAAGAAGAAAAAGAAACCAAAGAAAAAGAAGAAUAAAUAGUGAUAUUUAUAAAUCAACCUGGCCUGAUUUUUUUAAAAAUAUAUUAGGCCCGACCAACGUUUGCAGAUCUCUAGUAUAAAUAACAUAUCUGGAAAUUUUCUCA
Gordionus sp. m RMFG-2023 is the source of this 707-nucleotide messenger RNA. Its product is annotated as nucleolar protein 12-like. The transcript is spliced from 7 exons. Lineage: Eukaryota; Metazoa; Nematomorpha; Gordioida; Chordodea; Parachordodidae. The record is from RefSeq and is a predicted model, not a curated record. Gene Ontology annotation, molecular function: rRNA binding. Gene Ontology annotation, cellular component: nucleolus. The coding region runs from base 77 to 604 and encodes 175 amino acids.